GCUUAACAUCGGACCAGCAUGCGAACACCUAGUGCUUUCAUUCAUAGGUCGCACUCACUGUUCAAAGCAACAUCGACGCGCAAGAGUAUCUAUCCUGCUAUCCGGCUGGAACGUGUUUCACGAAAAGACGGAACACCGCCAACACAACGUGUGUACAAGCGUCUUGCUUCAUCUACUCUACCAGCCAGCACAAAUUCAGAUACACCUGAACCGUCUGCUGCUGGUUCUGUACCUCCAGAGGAACCUGAUCCAAAGCCAACAAAACGGACGCGGAUAUCUCCAACUGCUUCGAGUUCUCCGUCUACUCCACCAGAGGACAGCAUACAGCUUCCUCACGACUUGAACAUCUUCUGGCUUCCAGACGAUGGUCCAUCAGAAACUGAUUUCUUGAACAAUAAUAAUCUACCUGCUCCUGAGCUUUUUGAUGAAGCAUUGACUAAUUUACAUAUUACAUUUCAUCCGCAGACUCAGCAUAGAGCAGCCUAUUCAUCUUCUUCAGGUCCUCCAUUAGAGCCCACCCUUGCCCUUUAUUGUCCAAUAGAGGGUGGUGAAUAUAUAAUCGAUGCUACCGUAAAAGAGCUUGCUCACAGGACUGGUGCUGAAGUCCUCGUUAUCGAUGCGGUCCAGCUUGCUGCUGGUGAAUGUGGUCAUUUUGGCAAAGCUGCAAAUGCUCUUCAACUCCCCCGGAAUCCCCUCCAUUUCCAGCCACCACCUGCCUCGAAUUCCCAAUCCUCCCCCCUUCGCGUAUCACUAGAAGAAGACGACGACAUGGACAUGAUGUCUCCAAUUGCUAUUCCUUCUCAAAUGACCCUUCACCUUCUCGCACCCACUUCAACACGUGGACGCACCUCCGUACUUACCGCCUCUCGUAGUAAUCCCGCCCCAAAUCGUGUUAAAACGUUCUUCGAUGAACUCAUUAAUCUGCCUUCUCCAAACGAUACUAGCACGACUGGUACAAACACCAGCCGUCGCCCACGUAUCGUCUAUGUUCGCGACUUUCCUGUCCUCGCGUCCGCUUCUGCGACUUGGUACCCCCACCUACUUUCAGCCGUCCGCCAGCGCCGUAUCGGCCCUCUUUCCCGCCCGUCGUCCCCGGUGUGUAACCCAAUGACCAUAAUCUUUGGCAUCACCCCACCCAUCGCGCCCACACACACGUCCGCAUCCAUGUCUGCGUCCUCCGCUAGUUCAAGCCAGUUUGGUCUCAUGAACGUAGCAGGACGCCGGAGGUCGCCACACGCUGCAGCUUCUACGCCUCCCCGAUCAGGUAUCGCUGAUUGGGGCGAAGACGACGCUGCCGAGCGUGCUCGCGAGAAACGCCUGAAGGACCGGUUACGACGUUGGGAGAAAGAUGGGGACAUCGCUCUGCUCCAGGACCUCCCUACGCUCUCCACCCGGCCUGAAGAGCCCGAGGGGGAGCAUGGGCCUCGAGGUGUUGUCGUCAUUGGAGGAUCGUCCAUGCCACCGAUGCUUGAGUCUAUGAUCGCACAGCGCGGCAUGGCGAAUGGGAGUAGCGCACCGGAGAGCGAGGUGACGACGCCUUUCUUCCGCGCGUCGGUGCUCGUGCCUGGCACUCGUCUGCAACCGGAGGAACGCCUAUGCCGCAUGAGCCGUCGACGGGAAAUCAAUGAACUCGCGAUGCGCAUGGGUGUUGGCGCAGUCGGAGGUGUCCUCGAACGUGCGGAGGCAGUAGAGGUAAAGUGUGAGGGCGAACGCCAGGAAGGAGGCAAGGAUGACAUGUGGGAGGACUGGAGCAAUCAGUUUGAGCCCUGGACGAGCGUGCGGCAGAUCGCAGAUCGGGCGGUAGGGAGCGUUGUGUCUUCUGGACUUCCUCAGCAAAAAAAGCUGGGGCUCGAGCCGACGCCUGUGCCGUGGGCUACUGUGCACCAUGCCUGGGCGGCUCAGCGCUCAGCGCAUAGUCAGCGCAAGUCGUUCAUGCGUGAUUCUGCGAUUAAGAUAUCGAAACAGAAGGACGCGGAAGAAGAGCACGAGGACGCGGAGGACGAGGAAACAGAGGGGGAGAAAGUGGAUGAGGUUGUGGAGCGUGUCAGGCAGGACCCAUACCUAGAACAGCAUGAACAGAGGCUCUUAUCUUGCAUCGUGGACCCUGCUUCAUUAUCAACAACUUUCAGCCAAGUUCACCUUCCAGAACAUACCGUCGACGCUGUCCGCACGAUCGUCUCCCUGCCUCUCCUUCACCCAGCGGCGUUCCAGCAAGGUAUUCUGAAGGAACAUGGUAUGACCGGAUGUCUUCUUUUUGGGCCCCCAGGGACAGGCAAAACGCUGGUCGUUCGUGCACUUGCAAAAGAAGCUGGUUGUCGGAUGCUGAUUAUAUCGCCCUCAGAUGUCAUGGACAUGUACGUCGGCGAAGGCGAAAAGCUCGUCAAAGCCGUUUUCUCGCUCGCACGCCGUCUCUCGCCCUGCGUUGUCUUCCUCGACGAAAUGGACGCACUCUUUGGUGCGCGUAUGUCUGGGCGCGAGAGCGGUGGAGCAUUCGCACAUCGUGGGGUCAUCACUGAGUUCAUGCAGGAGAUGGAUGGACUGAAGUCCUCGAGAGAGGAUAGGGUGAUCGUGAUUGGUGCGACGAACAGGCCGUUUGAUUUAGAUGAUGCGGUGUUGAGGAGGGUACCAAGGCGAUUGUUGGUCGAUCUGCCUGGGGAGAAGGAGCGCGAAGAGAUACUCAAGAUUUUACUUCGGGACGAGACGUUGGCGCCUGAAAUUGAUCUUAAGGCGCUGGCAACGAAGACGGAAAGUUUCUCUGGAUCAGACCUUAAACAUCUUUGUGUCUCUGCUGCCCUGGAUGCCGUCAAGGAGAAUGUUAAGGUUCCGUGGAAGCCUGAUGUCCUCAAAACCUCACCAGCUAGCGAGCUCAUCACCCCUCCUAAGGUGGCUUCGCUGGACACAGCUUCUGCUCCGCAGACGUUUGAAAUAGUGACUCGGACAGACAUUCAAGCAGAUGCCCAGGAUCCAUUACUCGAAGAACCGGUGGUCGAACCUCCACCCCAUGUUCGCGUCAUCCAUGCUCGCCAUUUCACCAAAGCACUCAAGGAAAUCACGCCUUCCUCAUCCGAGUCUCUCGGUAGCUUAGCAGACCUUCGGAAAUGGAACGAGGAGUUCGGCGAGGGUCGAAAAGACAAGAAGCGAUACCAAGUUUGGGGGAAGGGCAGGUUCGGUUUCAUCAACAAGACCACACCGACACAAGAGGAAGGGCGGGUGACGGCCAACUGCACACCACAUCCAAGCCAAUCAUCAAUAGAGCAAUAGUACAGAUCUAGGCUAGUAUAGAG
Messenger RNA from Suillus fuscotomentosus, 3284 nucleotides. RefSeq lists its product as uncharacterized. Bases 19 to 3261 code for a protein of 1080 amino acids. Lineage: Eukaryota; Fungi; Basidiomycota; Agaricomycetes; Boletales; Suillaceae. Gene Ontology annotation, molecular function: ATP binding; ATP hydrolysis activity. The record is from RefSeq and is a predicted model, not a curated record. Gene Ontology annotation, cellular component: mitochondrial outer membrane. The transcript is spliced from 6 exons.